This is a messenger RNA of Saccostrea cuccullata (small rock oyster), 1193 nucleotides long. RefSeq lists its product as uncharacterized. NCBI's taxonomy places the organism in Eukaryota, Metazoa, Mollusca, Bivalvia, Ostreida, Ostreidae. The annotation marks the transcript as partial. The transcript is spliced from 5 exons. The record is from RefSeq and is a predicted model, not a curated record.
CUUUAUCCAAAGCUAACAUAAUUUCUCAGAAAAGAUAUACGGUAGAACUGGAAUUUAAUGAUAAAAAAUCAAAUCACUGGCUUUUAGGGGAACAUGAUUCCGAUUCGUUGACCGAAUGCGCCAUGAUGUGUCAAAAGAAAUGUAUUUUAUACGGUUUCAAUCCCAUGCUGAAGAAAUGUCGUACCCACAAGAAGAUCUUCACGACGGAAGUGUCUAAUGAAGGAGGCUGGGGAUACUAUACAGAUGUCUCAUCUCGUUUAGAUUGUAAGGAUCUUCAUAAUGACGGCAACUCUAUUUCCGGUGUGUACGACAUUUACCCGUAUCGAACCAUUACCAUUCCUGUCACAGUGUAUUGUGACAUGACGACAAUGGGCGGGGGAUGGACGGUAAUUCAAAAACGAAUAGAUGGAUCCCUGAAUUUCUACAGGCUCUGGAAGGAUUAUAAAGAUGAAUUUGGUGCCCCAGAACAGGAUUACUGGAUAGGUAAGUGUACAUCUCUUUUAAAUGGGGACUCUGAACCAGAACAGGAUUACUGGAUAGGUAAGUGUACAUCUCUUUUGAAUAGGGACUCUGAACCAGAACAGGAUUACUGGAUAGGUAAAUGUACAUCUCUUUUAAAUAGGGACUCUCAACCAGAACAGGAUUACUGGAUAGGUAAGUGUACAUCUCUUUUAAAUAGGGACUCUCAACCAGAACAGGAUUACUGGAUAGGUAAGUGUACAUCUCUUUUAAAUAGGGACUCUCAACCAGAACAGGAUUACUGGAUAGGAAAUGACGUAAUCCAUCUGUUAACAAAAGAAAACAACUCGUUCCUUUAUGUUUCGAUCACUCUCGAGAAUGGUACAACGCUGUAUGAAAUGUACGACAGAUUCUCUGUCUCUGACGAAGCAGGAAAAUAUCAGCUCUUUCUUGCAGGACCUGCCACGGGAACCUUAGGUGACAGUAUGCUUGACACAGGAGAUUCUAACCACGAUCUGUCAGGGAUGUACUUUACCACCCCUGACAAAAAUAACGACAGAGAUAGUGUAUAUAACUGUGCUGUUAAUUAUGGUGGCAGCUGGUGGUAUAACUCCUGUCACGCCGCAUUCCUUAACGGUAAAUGGUCCCCGGCGACCUGGAAGGAUCCAUGGUAUCCUAUACUAAAGAGUGGAUCACUGAUCAGGGGAACAAUGAUUUUAAUAAAACGCCACUAG